Messenger RNA from Stegastes partitus (bicolor damselfish), 1725 nucleotides. It is a transcript of the gene coro1a, whose product is annotated as coronin, actin binding protein, 1A. The transcript has 11 exons. Gene Ontology annotation, biological process: cell migration; actin filament organization. Gene Ontology annotation, molecular function: actin filament binding. The coding region runs from base 93 to 1463 and encodes 456 amino acids. The record is from RefSeq and is a predicted model, not a curated record. Lineage: Eukaryota; Metazoa; Chordata; Actinopteri; Pomacentridae.
UUCCUCUGAGUCCCCAUUCUGGUGGCAGGGUGUUUGGUGUCACUGCCGAAACUCCUUGAGCUGAAUCGCCCCCGCACGACUCCCAGUUCACCAUGUCCAGGAAGGUUGUGAGGACCAGUAAGUUCCGUCACGUCUUUGGCCAGGCUGUGAAAGCUGACCAAUGCUACGAUGACAUCCGAAUCUCCCAAAUGACCUGGGACAGCAACUUCUGCUCCGUUAACCCCAAGUUUGUGGCCAUGAUUGUGGACGCCAGCGGUGGAGGAGCCUUCAUGGUGCUGCCCCUGACCAAGACAGGACGUAUUGACAUGUCCUACCCCACCGUAUGUGGACACACAGGUCCGGUUCUGGACAUUGAGUUCUGUCCUCACAAUGACAACAUCAUUGCUAGUGGCUCAGAGGACUGUAGUGUCAUGAUUUGGGAGAUCCCGGACGGCGGGCUGACCACGUCUCUCACAGAUCCUGUUGUGAAGCUGGAUGGUCACUCCAAACGUGUCGGCAUCCUGAGCUGGCACCCCACUGCUCACAAUGUGCUGAUGAGUGCAGGCUGUGAUAACGUGGUGAUCCUGUGGAACGUGGCUCGUGGGGAAGCAGCAGUGAGGAUCGACACUGUGCACUCCGACCUGAUCUACAGCGCCAGCUGGAACCCGGACGGCUCCAGGAUCCUCACCACCUGCAAGGACAAGACCAUGCGGGUGCUGGAUCCACGCAAGGGCACCGUCCUCUUUGAGAAGGAGAAGCCUCAUGAGGGCUCCAGGCCUAUCAGGGGGGUGUUUGUGAAUGACGGCAAGAUCCUCACAACCGGGUUCAGUCGCAUGAGUGAGAGGCAGGUGGCGCUGUGGGAUCCAAAGAACUUUAAAGAGGCGCUGACCCUGCAGGAGCUGGACACCAGCAGCGGCGUCCUUCUUCCAUUUUUUGACCCAGACACUGGCGUCGUCUACCUCUGUGGAAAGGGGGACAGCAGCAUCCGUUACUUUGAGGUGACGGAUGAGGCUCCGUUUGUCCACUACCUGUCCAUGUACAGCAGCAAGGAGAGCCAGAAGGGGAUGGGAUACAUGCCCAAGAGGGGCUUGGAGGUCAACAAAUGUGAAAUCGCCAGGUUCUACAAACUCCAUGAGAGGAAAUGUGAGCCCAUAGUCAUGACGGUGCCACGCAAGUCGGAUCUGUUCCAAGAAGAUCUGUACCCCGACACCAUCGGCCCCGAGCCCUCCGUCGAAGCUGACGAGUGGUUCGAAGGCAAAGAUGCACAGCCGAUUCUGAUAUCCCUAAAGGACGGGUUCGUAGCAACCACCAGAGCCAAGGAGUUCAAAGUUCACAAGAGUCUCCUGAAGACCACGACUGCCUCUGCAGGGAAUCAGCAGGACAGCAGCGGGGAGGUUCAGUCCUUGAGAAAGGAGGUGAAAGACCUCAAAGCAGCGAUAGAGGAGCUGACCAAGCGUGUGAGCGAGCUGGAGAGCAAGCAUUAAACCCGGAAAGUUCAAAAAACAAGAAAAAAAUAAUAACUCAAGAGCAGAAGUCAAGAGAGAAGCAAUGAAGCAAACAGACAACUAGAGGGAGACGACUGUUGUUAACUUUUCAUUGUAGUGAGAUAAAGGGAGAACUUAAGAAAGUGGAUGUUAGAAAACUAUUUUUUGGGAAUUUUUAUUGGGGUUAUGUGAUCAAUUUAAAAAUAUCCUAUUCUAAUAUAUGCUUUUAGUUUGAAAUAAAGUCUUCUGUAUUUUCAAAGUA